This is a messenger RNA of Morone saxatilis (striped sea-bass), 1484 nucleotides long. It is a transcript of the gene lrrc18a, whose product is annotated as leucine rich repeat containing 18a. Bases 479 to 1291 code for a protein of 270 amino acids. The record is from RefSeq and is a predicted model, not a curated record. Gene Ontology annotation, molecular function: protein binding. Lineage: Eukaryota; Metazoa; Chordata; Actinopteri; Moronidae. The transcript has 3 exons.
GUGCCAAUUAAUCUACCAGAGCGUUUGUUCGGCUAAAGAAAAACAUCUAUACUAACUGACAAUGUUGCAACAUUCAUUAGCAUUUUACUCCUGUAGCACCUAUCUAACACUUGUUUAAUCUAAAUUAGGAAAGCAUUAAACUGCUCCUGAAAUCUCUUUUCCCUCUGUGGCCAGUAACAUGGCAAUAAAGUCCUGGCGCCAAGCACCCCAGUUGCUAAGUAACGCUAUUAAACAAGAGGAACCUUGACUUUCCUUGUUUGGUGUAGGCAGGCUAGGGAAAUGUAGAUAUACACAAACGGUCCAUUCCUGAUCUUUCCUUUUGACUUCACCACAACAUUUUGUGAGAUACGACUACCAGGUGAGAGGCUUCGAGCUGGUUCACAGGAGCUAAAGCUGCUGGCAUGUUUAUAAAACUGAAGACAAUCUCAUCACUUGAUUAACGUCAGCUCAGAGAGAAGAAGAAGAUAAAAUAUGUACCAUGCCCAAAGGAAAGGGAGCCAAAGGGACAAAGGUGACCCUCAAGAUUGCCAAAAAGGCGAUACGGAUGACCCCAGAUGGACGGCGCAGACUCACUCUUUGCAACAUGGGUAUAACAAUCUUCCCAAAGUGUCUCCUCAAACUGACUAACGUGGAUGAGUUGGACCUCAGCCGAAACCUGAUACAGAAACUCCCAGAUAACAUCGGGAACUUUUCGUCACUCAGAGGGCUGGAUCUACACAGCAACAGGCUGGAGUCUGUACCCGAGUCUAUCGGCAACCUGGUGGGAUUGACCCACCUUAACCUCUCAAACAACCGUCUAACCUCCGCAGGUUUACCCUCCACAUUGGGUUUUCUCUCCAGCCUCAAGAGUCUCAAUCUGGGGAUGAACCAACUUGACACCCUGCCUUCCACUAUGGUGGCUCUAGAAAGUCUCCAAGAGUUAGGCCUGUUUGAUAACUUCUUCAUCAAGCUACCGGAGUUUGUGACAAUCCUACGCAACCUAACUAAGGUCAACAUGAAACGAAAUCCUCUAUCAUAUGGUCAGGGGGAUUGUGAAGGGAUGCUGAAUGAAAAAUCUGAACCAGAGCAGGAUGUGUACCUGGUCCACGAGAGCAGUCUGUGUAGGACAUGCCUUAAGAGAUGUAAAGAGCAUAGGGAAAGGCUUACGAGAGGAGGAGGGGGAGGAGGAGGAGACAUGUUUGAGGACAAAAGGAUAAGGACUUAUCCAGGACUGAUGGUGCCAAACUCAGUGGCUACAGUCAAUCAAGAUGUGUGGAGAAUAAGAAAUGUGGAAUACAAGCCAAUCAAAUGACCAAACAGCUGCUGAUGUCAUUUUAACCUCCAUUUUUAGGCAGCCCUAAAAACUUAAUUUUAAAUAUUUGCAUAAUAUCUUAUUAUAUGUCACACAAUUAUUUUUUGGAUGUAUUUUCCAUUUCAAUUGAAGCAAUAAAGAGUAUGUACAUGUAACUGUCUCGUUAUAUUGCUGUUGGAUGACUAACUGAGGA